Tribolium madens (black flour beetle) is the source of this 1982-nucleotide messenger RNA. RefSeq names its product C-1-tetrahydrofolate synthase, cytoplasmic-like. Gene Ontology annotation, molecular function: ATP binding; methylenetetrahydrofolate dehydrogenase (NADP+) activity; formate-tetrahydrofolate ligase activity. Gene Ontology annotation, cellular component: cytosol. Gene Ontology annotation, biological process: tetrahydrofolate interconversion. The record is from RefSeq and is a predicted model, not a curated record. The coding region runs from base 1 to 1965 and encodes 654 amino acids. The transcript is spliced from 7 exons. Lineage: Eukaryota; Metazoa; Arthropoda; Insecta; Coleoptera; Tenebrionidae.
AUGUUGAUGCAAAAAGCUGCUCUAAAUCUCAAAAAAGCUGCGGAACGUGUAGUGAACACACGAUGGAACUUAACGCCACUUCCUUUGAGAAUAGAAAAACCAGUUCCUAGCGACAUAAAAAUUGCGCGUUCCCAACAGCCCAAAAACAUUCUAGAGUUAGCUAACGAAAUAGGACUGCAACCAAACGAAGUUUUACCGUAUGGAACAACAAAAGCGAAAAUUUCCCUAUCGGUGUUGGACAGACUACAGGACGAACAAAAUGCAAAAUAUGUAAUAGUUGUUGGCAUAACUCCAACACCUUUAGGCGAAGGAAAAAGUACUACUCUAAUAGGUUUAGCUCAAGCCCUCAAUAUUCACAAAGGAGUAAACGCAUUUGCUACACUGCGUCAACCCUCCCAAGGACCAACUUUUGGGAUAAAAGGAGGUGCUGCCGGUGGCGGUUACGCCCAAGUUAUUCCAAUGGAAGAGUUUAACUUGCAUUUGACGGGGGAUUUUCACGCUCUAACAGCUGCAAACAAUUUAUUAGCAGCGCAGUUAGAUGCAAGGAUGUUCCAUGAAGCUACACAAAAUGAUCCGGUUUUAUACGACCGCUUGGUCCCGACAAUUAAAGGAAAAAGGCAAUUUUCCGAGAUUCAGUUAAGAAGGCUUCAACGACUGGGUAUAGAUAAGACUGAUCCUAAUACAUUAACUGAUGAAGAGAAAACUAGAUUUGCGAAACUGGAUAUUGAUCCACUGCGAGUUCUUUGGACUCGAGUUUUGGAUACCAAUGAUAGGUAUCUCCGAAAAAUCACUAUUGGUCAGUCUUCAACUGAAAAGGGAAUAACUCGGCAGACCAGCUUCAAAAUCACAGUUGCAAGUGAACUUAUGGCAAUUCUAGCUCUGGCAAAAAAUUUACAAGAUUUUAAAAGGAGAAUAGGAUCCAUGGUUGUUGCUUUCAACAGAAAGGGUAAUCCCAUAAUUGCUGAUGAUUUGGGAGUAACGGGAGCCCUUAUGGUUCUCUUAAAAGAUGCUAUCCAACCCAAUUUAAUGCAAACAUUGGAAGGUUCUCCAGUGUUGGUGCACGCAGGGCCUUUCGCAAACAUAGCCCACGGAUGUUCAUCAAUUUUAGCCGACAAGUUAGCCCUAAAGUUAGCUGGAGAAGAUGGCUAUGUCCUUACCGAAGGAGGAUUUGGUUCCGAUAUUGGAAUGGAAAAACUGCUAAACAUAAAAUGUCGAACUUCGGGAGAUAUUCCCAAUUGUGUAGUCUUAGUCACCACGAUCCGAGCCCUCAAAAUGCAUGGAGGAGGCCCCGCUGUUACUCCCGGGGCCCCUCUCAAACCCGAAUACACAAAAGAAAACCUCGAACUGGUAAAAAGAGGUCUCCCUAAUCUAAAUAAGCACAUAAGUAAUGGCAACAAAUUUGGCCUUCCUGUCGUCGUUUGCAUAAAUUCUUUUGAAACUGAUACAGAAGCUGAGAUCCAGCUGGUCAAAGAAGAAGCAAUUAGAAAUGGGGCUUUCGGGGCUGCUGUUAGCAAUCAUUGGGCACAAGGUGGCGCAGGGGCAAUAGAUUUGGCAGAGCUCGUCAUGGAUGCUUGUGAAGAAGAAAACAACUUUAAAUUUUUAUACAAUUUAAACGCUUCGUUGGACGAAAAGAUCCAAGUUAUUUCCAGGGAAAUGUACGGUGCGAAAAAUGUUGUCUAUACGCCAGAAGUGACACAAAAAUUGAAAAUGUACCAAGAGAAGGGUUACGGCAAUUUACCGAUUUGUAUGGCCAAAACUGCUGCUUCUCUUACGGGAGACCCAAGUAUUAAGGGGGCACCCACGGGUUUUGAUCUCAGGAUAAAUGAUGUGAGUUUGUCAGCGGGGGCUGGGUUUGUGGUGCCGAUUGUAGGAGAGAUUUCGACAAUGCCAGGUUUACCGACAAGGCCUGCAAUUUACGAUAUCGAUAUAAAUACAGAAAGUGGUGACAUUGAAGGACUUUUUUGAAUAAAUGUAAGAAGAAA